Messenger RNA from Bursaphelenchus xylophilus (pine wood nematode), 2077 nucleotides. The record is from the annotation of a GenBank genome assembly. Lineage: Eukaryota; Metazoa; Nematoda; Chromadorea; Rhabditida; Aphelenchoididae.
AUGCCCAUUUAUCUUUCCGAGCAUACAAAACACACCCCAUUCGUUGAUUUUCUCCCACCUGCCAACGUAAUUUCCUGAUAAAUUCUACUGGGUUUUUAGCUUCCAAUAUUCUCCAUGAUGAUCAAGAGUCUUUGGCGAUCAAAAUCCUCCGCAAAAGCAAAGAAGGUAGAGAAGAUCGAGGUUCCAGAAGAUAACAUGAAGCCUGUAAUUGAAUAUGAGAAAGAAAAUGUUGAGAAAAUGAAUGAAAAUGUGAGUUUUAUAUAAUUUUUGUCCGAAAACCCUAGUAUAAUAUCGAAAAAUGGCAGUUUUCUUUUCAUAACAUCCCAUAUAAGAUAUCAUUUAGAUUUUAGAUGGUGUAAAAUUAAUUCUGACCUUAAAAUUGACCAGUCUUUUCACAAAUUUUUGAGAAAUUCAAUUUAAUUUUACAAUUUUCGAGGUGAUCAGAAGAAAAAUCUCGAUUUGGCUAUGUUACAGUACCCCAAUGAUUGUGAUUGCAAUUACAAAAAUGUUUCUUACACUCUAAUUCUCUUUUAUGCCAAAUAUUAACGUUUCGUUACUGCGUUGUCAAAAGUUACAACCUUUUUCCCGUUAGUAGUAGCCAUGUCAUAAAAUCGGUCAUAAUGACGGAUUUUUAUAAAAAUUUUUGUCGUAUUUAUUUAACAUUAUCAUAAGAUAUAAUUUUAGAACGAAACCGCCUCCCAGACCCACUCCAUCUCCGAGGAAUCCACCUCCGAACUUCUGCAGACCAAGUGCAAUAUAACAGAUGAUCUCGAAUGGGUAAGAGAGCCGCCCUCACCGACGUCUAUGGUUCCCAUUGACCGUGUUCGAGCCGAAUAUUAUCCCCUUCUGGCUCCGAUGCACCUUUUCCGGUUCACCUCGAGGACUCCGAUUUAUUUUGAGCGACCGGUCGAUUACUGGAUUAUUUGGUCGGAUCGACAUGAUUGCUGCGGGAUUGUGAAGAAGGAAGAGGAUACAACUGACGGGGUCCCUUUGAUCAUCAGAUUUGGCGGAUUUUGGACCGACAAAGCGGUGAGAUCGAUGUAUUUGGGGUGCACGGUGCGAGUGAGCGCGUAUUACAAGAUGACGGGUUUGGGGAAUUCAAACGAACUGAUGGAAAUUGUUCCCAGGGGCAGUGGAAUUAAGGACAUUGUGUUUGCCGGUAAGUUGGGGAGUUUUUUUGGGUUUGGAAAUUUGAAUAUUCAAAUUUUUAAUUUUUUGAAAUUUGAAUAUGCAAAUUUACGGGUUAAAAAAUUGAGUAUGUAAAUUUCGGGGUAAUGAAAUAAAUAUGCAAAUUAUCCAAAAAAAUAUUUUAAUAUUCAAAUUUUGGAAAUUUGAAUAUGCAAAUUUUCAAAUAAAAAAAAAUUUGAAUAUGCAAAUUUCUGAAUAAAAAGUUUAAUAUGCAAAUUUCCAAAAUCAAAAAAAAAAUGAGUAUGCAAAUUUUCAAAUAAAAAGUUGCAUAUGCAAAUUUAUGAAUAAAAAAAUUUAUGCAAAUUUUCAAACUCAAAAAAAUUUCAAUAUGAAAUUUGUAACUAAAAAUUAUGCAAAUUUCCCAAAAAUAAUUAAUUAUUCAAAUUUCAGGCAUCCCAGUUCCAUCGGCAUUUGCCUGCGAAUGGGCGGUAAUUUCUCGCCCAGCCAUCGUCAGGACCCUCGGCAUCGUACAAGAAGACAUUUCCUACGAAAAAAACCGAGGCUUCCAACUGGCGGCGACCGUCAUGGACUGCGAAUACAACGAAAAAUUUGUCGCUUGUCAGGAGAAAUGGCCAAUCCCGCAGCUGAAGAAGGUCCCUGAGGUCGGAUCGCCAGUCAUCAUCAAUUAUGUUGAGGUGGGAAAUUUAUCUUUUUUUAUAUUUUUCCUUAAUCUUCCAGCACUUGCCAUCAGAUGCCAAGUACAAUAUAAAAAUAUGUUUUAUUUUGAUUUCAGGUUCGUGAGCCUCACAUUUUCUUCGAGUGCAAGGACAAAGUAAUCCCCCUGCCUCCCUACAUGUGCAUGGAGUUCAGAAACAAGGAUGUUCUCUGGGAUAAUUACGUUUUUGGCUGGCUGGAUAUCGGAAUGGAGCCCUCAAGGAAGUUCGAGUAA